Molecule: messenger RNA, 861 nt
Organism: Aureobasidium namibiae CBS 147.97
Lineage: Eukaryota; Fungi; Ascomycota; Dothideomycetes; Dothideales; Saccotheciaceae
Exons: 3
Source: RefSeq, a predicted model, not a curated record
AUGACAGACACUUUCGAUGUAUCACUCCUGCCCAAUGUGCUGGAGCUACAACCAAAGGCACACCUCAUGACUGGAUUUGGCGUUACCUUUCUUGUACUGGUUUGGGUAUCAGUUGCUACCCGUGUGUAUGUCCGUUGCUUUAUGAUCAGGGCAUUCGGAUGGGACGAUUUGAUACUCCUCAUGGCAUCGAUCGCAUUCUCUUCGUUCUGCGCCUGCUUGUUGGUUCUGGCCAGGUACUGCCGCAGCCCAGAGGUAGAAUCAGCCUACAUGACGGUAAACUUGGAAGAGAUAUGGGUAGUGUUAACAGAGGCAUUGGAGUAUGUCGUCAUAUACAACGCUCUCUACAUCCUCACGACCAUUCUCUUCAAGAUCAGUCUGGCAAUCUUCUUCCUCCGGAUCGUAGUCGUACAAUGGCAACGACGCCUCAUCUACAUCUCGACGGGAAUCUACACACUUUACAGCAUCGUCUUCAUUUUUCUCGUCACCUUUCGAUGUGGGAACCCGCCCGAUCUGCUCAUGAACGCUUUCAAAGGAAAGUGCAUCUCAAACGAAGGGAUAAUGCCGUUGGUCUACAUAUCUGGCGUCUCGAAUGCUGCUUGCGAUGUGGUCUUUGCAACCCUCCCCGUCAUCAUUCUCUGGAACAGCCACAUGCCACGUCAAGCAAAGAUAUCGGCUGGCUUCCUCUUGAGCAUGGGCUGUCUCGGCAGCAUCGCUUCCAUCAUCCGCAUUGCCUAUCUCGGUGGGCUUUCAGUCGGCAGCGGGUUCUUCAAGCAUGCGAUCGACGCGGGUCUACUUUCCGUCGUCGAACCUGGUCUAGCGAUUACCGCAGCGUCACUCUCCGCUCUACGACCAUUGUUCAAG